CUUCAUUGCGUAGAUUCGUGUGCUUCAAAGUUUAGACCAAUGAGGGAUACGUAGGUAGGUAAGCACGAGAACCCGCACUAUAAGACCGUCUAAGCCAGCAAGUUCAUAUCCUCCUUAAGUCCGUAAUCGUAUCCAGAUUCCAGAAAAUCCUCAACAACUGAGAUCUCCCCACUCCUAGUCGUGCACUCCGCCUAUUCCAGUCUGUGCGGUUACCGUAUUAAAUCGUGAUACAAUGUCCUCCUCCAACCCACCCAAGACGGCGGUCCAGCAUUUCAACCAGACCGCUGCCGCGUACGAAGCAAGCACCGGGGGCUGCACGCGAGAGCUAGCCCGGCACGUAGUUGGCUUGCUCCCCAACCUAGACGACAAUUCCGUGGUCCUAGACAAUGCCUGCGGCACGGGGAUCGCCGCCGAGGAACUCUUGCAUCACAUGGCAACCCGCAACGUCAAACCCGCGACAUUACACCUCGUCGACGCCGCUCCCGGCAUGGUGGCCAUAGCCCGGGACAAGUUCGAAGGGCAGCAACCAAACUUGAAUAUUCACUGCGCCACGAUGCCCGCCGAAAGGCUGGAUUUCCCCGACAAAACAUUCACCCACUCCAUUACCAACCUGGGCAUCCUGUUCUUCACAGACGCCGACCAGGGAGCCAAGGAGAUCUUCCGCACGCUCAAACCAGGCGGGACGGCAGUCGUGACGUCGUGGCAGGAUCUGGGGUAUCUGCCGCUUCUGCAUCAGGCGCAGCAGACGGUUCGUCCCGAUGCCCCUCUGAUCAACUUGCCGAUAAAAGAUGUUUGGUUCCGGCCCGAGCAUGUGCGGGAAGUGCUAGAGAGAGCAGGGUUUGGGGAAGUGGAAGUUUCAGCGGCGAGGGUACAUUACGCUGGGGAGCGGGCUAGGGAUGUGUCGUCCCUUUUGAAUACCCAGACCAAGUCUUCCCUUCAGGAUUGGAGUGAGGAUGAGCUGGGGAGAUUUGAAGAUGCGCUGGACGAGCUCAUUGAAGCUGCUGCGGAGAAGUUUGAAAAACCGGAUGGCUCCGCGGCGAUGGGUAUUCCCAUGGUUGCGAUUGUUGCUGUUUGCAGGAAGUAGCACCAGAAGAACCAGA
Canariomyces notabilis is the source of this 1100-nucleotide messenger RNA. RefSeq names its product S-adenosyl-L-methionine-dependent methyltransferase. Gene Ontology annotation, molecular function: methyltransferase activity. Bases 233 to 1084 code for a protein of 283 amino acids. The record is from RefSeq and is a predicted model, not a curated record. NCBI's taxonomy places the organism in Eukaryota, Fungi, Ascomycota, Sordariomycetes, Sordariales, Chaetomiaceae. The transcript has a single exon.